Messenger RNA from Clonostachys solani, 1317 nucleotides. NCBI's taxonomy places the organism in Eukaryota, Fungi, Ascomycota, Sordariomycetes, Hypocreales, Bionectriaceae. The record is from the annotation of a GenBank genome assembly.
AUGGACUGGGGACGCUCUGCUACUCCCUUAUCACCGACGGUCUCUGAAUCAAAACGACGGACCUUCUGGUGCUGCUUUUGUCUCGAACGCCUGCUAGCCAACGGGCGUGACCGAAUUGUCACGUUUUCCCCCGAUGAUAUCACAACACAAUUCCCGCAAUCUGACGAGAACUUUAUAUAUGGGCACCAAGUCCAGACAUGCACAUUGAAUUGCCCCGACUGGUCAACCGAGGCGCACAAUCACGUCGAAAAGGAGACCAUCAUGGGAUAUACAAUCAGAAUUGUCCAUAUUCUUUCCCAAAUCAUCAGUUGGAAUGGCAGAGGAGGUCGGCAUGUCGACACGAGCUUCCCGUGGCUGACUGGUACGGCCUUUAACAAACUUGAUGAGGAUUUGAAACGGUGGGUAUCUAUAAUACCGGCCUUUUUGAAGUACUCUCCACAGAACGCGUCUGCCAUGAUCGCCCUGGGAAAGGGGAAGCCAUGGUCAAUGAUGUGGAUGGUAUAUUUCCAGGCGAGGGCAUACUUGCAUAGAGAGUAUCUGCCUUUUACGCCUCAAGAAGAGUAUGAUCCAUUUAAAGGCCCGAUUGAUGGACCAGCACUAUCGGUUCCUGCGCCGAAAGAUUUUUGGCACAACUCUGCCGCUGCGAUGAUUGAGAGCGCCAAUGCGAUCUCAAACCUGUACCAGAUCAUGAAAAAGAGAGGAUUAUCAGCUUCUGCAUAUCCAAUCCCCGGGCUCGGGUUGCUCACUGCGGCAAGUGUUCAUGUCGUGUAUUCUAUAUUUUCCUGGGAUACCAUGUGCAAUAUAAUAAGUCCUGAAGAAAGCCGGUCUUAUUUAAAACAGGACAUGGAUGCAUUCAAUGAUAUUGGCCAGCGAUGGUGCCUCGCUAUCCACUGGAUGAGACAAAUCUCGCUAUUUUACAAGCUUAACCUUCUCACCAAGCAGUCGUGGGCAAACAACAACGACAACGACAUAUCUUCUAUGAAUGUGAAGGAGAUAAAGGAUGGCAUCAUGAAUUUCGUCCGCCAGAUUAGUCUCAAAGAUCGCCAGACACGUGAUGUCAACCUCAAGCCAACAUUUGAUUUUGACGGCUGGAUGAGCGCUAUGCAGAGUUCGGUUAGCCAAGAACAGGGAAUGGAGUUGGGCGACCUAGAGAUAGCUGAGACUGGCUCGCUUUCAACGGUAUACGUGGACGAUUUGCAGGUUGAUCUUUUGAACAAUGCCUCUGGGAUGUUCUAUCUCGACGGAUUGGCUGAAAUGGGGUUGAGUGGAGAUGUUGAAUCCCUGGUCGAGGAAUGGGGCCAAUCCGGAUUAGAGUGA